This is a messenger RNA of Vombatus ursinus (common wombat), 903 nucleotides long. RefSeq names its product 17-beta-hydroxysteroid dehydrogenase type 6-like. The record is from RefSeq and is a predicted model, not a curated record. The transcript has 5 exons. Gene Ontology annotation, molecular function: oxidoreductase activity. Lineage: Eukaryota; Metazoa; Chordata; Mammalia; Diprotodontia; Vombatidae. The annotation marks the transcript as partial.
UAGUUUCUUCCUACCAGCUAAGACUUCAUCUACACCUGUCUGCUCAGAUGCGUUGUGAAGAGUAGAUUGGGGAAGAGGCAAGGAGAAGUGUAGCAAAUGAAGCACAGGGAAGUGAAGUGAAGUGAAGGGCCCCCUCCACAGAUAACACCACUGUGAUAGACCAAGCCAUGUGGCUCUACCUGGUCUGCCUUAUUGGCCUUUACUAUCUCUUUCGCUGGCACCGGGAGAGGCAGGUGGUGAGUAACCUUGGAGACAAAUAUGUCUUUAUCACCGGUUGUGACUCUGGAUUUGGGAAUUUACUGGCCAAGCAACUGGACUUUCGAGGCAUGAGGGUGCUUGCAGCCUGUCUGACAGAGAAAGGGGCUGAGCAGCUGAGGCAUGGGACUUCGGACAGGGUGGAGACAGUGAUCCUGGAUGUAACCAAAACUGAGAGCAUCACCGCAGCUGCCCGGUGGGUGAAGGAGCAUGUGGGAAAUAAAGGACUCUGGGGCCUCGUCAACAAUGCAGGAGUUAUCUAUCCAGAUGUUUGCACUGAGUUGAUGGACAAGCAGGACCUCAUAAAGACACUGGACGUAAACCUGAUUGGAUUAAUUGAGGUGACGCUAAACAUGCUGCCAAUGUUGAAACAAGAUAGGGGAAGGAUUGUCAAUGUCUCUAGCAUCAUGGGGAGAAUUGCUUUCUAUUCAGUGCCCUACUGUUGUUCCAAGUAUGGAGUGGAAGCUUUUUCAGAUUGUCUGAGGCUUGAAAUGAAACAUUUUGGGGUGAAAAUCUCCAUGAUUGAGCCUGGCUAUUUCAGAACAAACAUGACCAACAGCCAGAGGGUCCAGGAGAGAUACAGAAAUUCUUGGAAUAAAAGUCCAGCGGAGAUUAAAGAAAGCUAUGGACAAGAAUUCUUUGAGAAAU